AUGAGGGUUUCAAGCACCCCAACUGAAUCAAACACAACAAGGCAAGGCACACCGCCACCCGACACGGCAGCCGGUGGCAGCAGGAGGCGACAGCCACCACCUCAUGGUGGUGGUUUUCCACCCAAACAAGUUACACACAUAACACACACUACUACUAAACGAACACCCAUACGCUUUCUUGCUUGCAAACAGAUCCAACCACCCUCCUGGUGGCGGUUGGCGACGACGGGGCUAGUGGAAAAAAGAGAAGAAGAAGAAGUGGUGGCAUCCAACUUCAACCGAUGGCAGUGGCUCCUCCACGGCUCAUUUCUCCAGCAAGGAAGGUCACGGCGUCCGGUGGUGGGCACGUAUUCCAGCUGCAACAACCAUAGUAGCAUGGUGGCUGCAACUUGGCCCUCUCCACUUCCGACUGCACAAAACCCUCCACCGGUCUUCAUCUCCUGUCAUAACGGAAAAAGGGGGAUAGUGGCACUUGGCUCGGCGGCUAGCGACCUCGACACGAUGGUGGCGAUGCUAGAAAAUGGAAGGGAAGGCGACGACUGGUGGGAGGUAUAA
Molecule: messenger RNA, 555 nt
Organism: Lactuca saligna
Lineage: Eukaryota; Viridiplantae; Streptophyta; Magnoliopsida; Asterales; Asteraceae
Source: the annotation of a GenBank genome assembly